AUGUUAAAUUCAUCACCUCAUAUGAAAUCAGAUAAGCCUUAUACACAAAGUCCAUAAUAUAAAAAGCAAUAUCCUUAUAGUAUAGAUACAAAUGGUUCUGUCAGAAACUCUUUCACUUCUAAAAGUAUCAAAGAGAAUAGACUAAAUACAGAUCAGCAAUAAUUUAAUGAAGAAUUGGAAUAUUACAAGAAUAGAAGUGCAGAUCUUGAAAUUUAUUCAAGAUAAUUGAAAAAUGAAUUAGAUGCAAUGAUGAUAAGAAUGAGUAAAUAAGGAACUUUAGAUGAUAAGACAGAAUACAUUUUACAUUAGAAUUAAAUUCUUAAUUAAGAUCUAGAUAAGCUUCAAAAAAGUUAUGCUUAAAAAAAGACUGAAUGUGAAUUAUGGAAAUCCAAGUAUGAACAAUAACUAAAUAGUGCAGUAUAAUGUAUAUAAUAAUUUAUAAAUAAUCUAAGUAAAAGCAUAAUAUGAGUUGGAUUUAAAAAAAUUAAGCAAUGAAUUAAAAUUAUUAGAAGAACGAAACAAUUUAUUAGAGAAAGAGAGAUCUUAAGAAGUUGAAGCUACAAAGACAAAUUUUUCAAGUAUUAUUUUUUAUAAUAUGUAAAUUAGUAUAAAAUGAAUAGUAAAAACAUAAUUAUCUAACUUAAAUAGAUAUGUUAUAGAAUCAAGUAAGAAAGCUAAGAGAAUAUGCUGAUAUGAGAGAUAAAGAGAUGGAUAAUUUAGAAUUAAAAUUUAAUCAAAUUUUACAGGAAAAGGAAUACUUUGAGAAUUAAUUGUUAAAAGAAAAUGAUAUUUUAAGAAAUAGAUUAUAAGAUUAAGAAAGAGAAUUUUCUUUGGAUGUUAACAGUUUAAGAUAGAAAUAAGAUAUUAUUUAUUAGGGAUAAAUUGAGAAUCUAAAAAAAUAAUAUUCUACAUAAUCAGAGAUAAUGGAUUCAGAAAUUGAAAAAUUAAAAGGUUUAUUAGAUAUAAAGAAUACUGAGAUAGAAACCUUAUUAUUAUAGAAUAAAAGAAUGAGAACAAAUUUUGAGGAAGAAACAUAGACAAUAAGAACUUAAUUUGAGAUUUUAGAAUAGAAAAUGAUUAAAAAUGAAUAGAAGAAUUUAGAAGAAUAAUAGAAUGUUGAGAAAAAUUUAAUUAUUUAACAUGAAAAAAAUAUAGAGAAAUAGAAGAGUGAUUUCAUUAAUUAAAUAUAAAUUCUUGAAAAAUAAAUAAAUCAUUAAAAGAAUUAGAUUUUAGAAUAAUAAAAUCAAUUAAAUGAAUUAUAAAAAUAUAGUUAAUAAUUACUAUAGAGCAAUCAAAAAGAUUAAGAAAAAUCAUAGAUUAUUAUAAAUAAUUAAAAAAAAGAAGUAUAAUAUUUUUAUGAAUUUUAUAAUAGAUUUUAUAAUAAUCAGAAGAAUAUUAAAGUUAAAUUUAAAAAAACUAUAAAGAUUAUGAAUUAUAAAAGGUAGAAUUGAUUAAUUAUAACUAAUAAUAAUAAGCUUUAAUGAAUUAAUUGUAAUAAUAAAUUUAAAGUUUAAAUUAAAUAAUAGAAUUAAAAGAAAAACAAUAUGAAACUACUUUAAUAUAGUUUAAGUAAUUGAAUAAUUAAUCAUAUGUAUUAUUAUUAUUUAGAGUAUUAGAAUAAAUUGAUUUAAGUAUCUAAUGAGAAUGAAUAGAUAAAGAUUUAAUCAUAAAAAUAUAUAGAAGAAUUAGAAGAGUAAGUAUAAAUAUAAAAGGAGUAGAAUUCAGAAUAAGAAUAACAAUUAAUAUCUCUUUAAUCUACUUUGCAAAGAGAAAAAAUGAAUGCUGAAAGAUAAAUAAAAAAUCUAUAACAAUAAAAUAGAGAAAAAGAUUAGACAAUUGAAUAAUUAAGAAUCUAGAUUUAGACAAAAGAAUUAAAUAUUCACAAAUUAUAAAGUGAAUUAUAGGAUACUACAAAUACUCUAUCAAAUUUAUUAGAAGAAGAAAAGAAUAAGACUGAACAAGAAAUUUAGUAAUUGUAAAUUAGUUAGAAUGAAGAAUUAGCAAAUACAAAGAAGAAAUUAAAUUAAAAAGAAAAUUCUAUGAAAUCAGAAUUAGUUUAAUUGAAAAGUGAAUUGUAAACACAGUAAACUUUAAAUUCAGAAUUAAACAAAAAGUAUAAUUUUAGAAUUAUAAAUAUAGAUUAGAAUUAUAUGGACAAUAGAUUGAGUAAGUUGUUAAUAAUUCAAAUAUUAUUAAAUAAUACUAAGUCUUAUCUGAGAUUAAUCUUACAAAUAGACUUCAAAAUUGA
Molecule: messenger RNA, 2248 nt
Organism: Paramecium pentaurelia
Lineage: Eukaryota; Ciliophora; Oligohymenophorea; Peniculida; Parameciidae
Source: the annotation of a GenBank genome assembly